AGACUCUGAACUCCAAAGCACCACUCUCAUCUCUCGGACACCUGCCCACAGAUUUCUUUUCUCCUAGCAAUGUGGGUCAGUCGUAUGGCACUGCAAAGGCUGCAGCGGCUUGCAGUUACUCCUCUGAAUAUUACUAGGGGACAGACAAGCAGCAUGCAGAGGGAGAUGUCUACCCUGCCACGGGUGUAUAUCACCCGACAGAUCCCACCCGAGGGCCUGAGGAUCCUGCAUGAAUCUGGACAGGUGCAGUUUGACCUGUGGGACUCAGAUGACGCCCCUGUACCGAGGAAGGAGCUGCUGCAGAAGGUCAAAGGUGUCGAUGGUCUGGUGUGCACGUUGACAGAGAAGAUUGAUGCAGAGUUGUUGGAUGCUGCAGGUCCAAACCUGAAGGUCCUCAGUACCAUGUCUGUGGGCUAUGACCAUCUUUCUUUGGAGGAGCUGAAAAAAAGAGGGAUCCGUGUUGGUUACACCCCUGAUGUCCUGACUGAUUCUGUGGCUGAGCUGACUGUGGCUCUGCUGCUCACAACUUCCAGGAGGCUCAUAGAGGCCACACAUGAAGCCAAGACUGGUGGCUGGGGCACAUGGAGAACUCUGUGGCUGUGUGGACAUGAGCUGGCCAACAGCACUGUGGGUAUCCUGGGCCUGGGCAGGAUUGGUGUGGCUAUCGCUGAGCGUCUGGCACCUUUCAAAGUAAAGAAGUUCAUCUAUACAGACGUUGCACCCAGGCCUGAGCUGGCCAGUCUCAUCAAUGCAGAGUUUGUCUCCUUCGACGAGAUGGCAGAGCAGUCAGACUUCCUGGCUGUGUGCUGUGCUUUAACACCAGAAACAAAAGAGAUCUGCAACAAAAAACUCUUCUCCAAGAUGAAAAAUACCUCCAUCUUUAUCAACACAAGCAGGGGAGGUGUGGUGAACCAGGAAGACCUUUAUGAGGCUCUGUCCACUGGGCAGAUUGCAGGAGCUGGGUUAGAUGUCACUGUUCCUGAGCCCCUUCCCACCAGCCACCCACUCUUUACCCUCAAAAACUGUGUGAUUCUCCCACAUAUUGCUAGUGCCUCUUACACUACCCGUAAUGCCAUGUCUGCCCUGGCAGCGAACAACCUGCUCCUUGGCCUACGGGGUGAGCCGAUGAUCAAAGGACUCAAGCUGUAAGAGGAAAGUGGAUCUAUCAGUUCAAGUUCCUUUACCUGUAGUAAAACAAAACCAUGAAGUAUACUUUCAUAUUCAUAGUCAGUGAUUUACAUACAGUAGAUGUCAGCACACCCCCAGUUUGGAGAAGCAGGCAGGAGAACUGACAUAGAAGCUAAGCAAUGUACUGCUGUGAUUGGGGGCAGCAGGAAAACACAUUUUAGCAGUUUAAAAAAUGGCAAUCUACAAUAAAUUCAUUUCAAUUUAAGUGUACAAUAUAUUUAGAAUAUUUUCACUACUUUACCUUGUUGUCAGACAGCUGUUUCCUAAAACACAAACACAACACUAACAAACAACGCAGAGGUAGA
Messenger RNA from Centropristis striata (black sea bass), 1493 nucleotides. RefSeq names its product glyoxylate reductase/hydroxypyruvate reductase b (gene grhprb). The record is from RefSeq and is a predicted model, not a curated record. Gene Ontology annotation, molecular function: hydroxypyruvate reductase [NAD(P)H] activity; hydroxypyruvate reductase (NADH) activity; glyoxylate reductase (NADPH) activity. Lineage: Eukaryota; Metazoa; Chordata; Actinopteri; Perciformes; Serranidae. The coding region runs from base 70 to 1149 and encodes 359 amino acids. Gene Ontology annotation, cellular component: cytosol. The transcript is spliced from 9 exons.